This is a messenger RNA of Pogona vitticeps (central bearded dragon), 3948 nucleotides long. Lineage: Eukaryota; Metazoa; Chordata; Lepidosauria; Squamata; Agamidae. The record is from RefSeq and is a predicted model, not a curated record.
UCAGAGCUGAGAGCCAAGAGUGCUACUAAUCUCCUCUCUAAUCAAUUUUUUUUUAAGACUGAGGUGGCCGCUUCCUCAUCGGGGGCUUGGCAAAGGCUCCAUAAAGUUAAUCGAGAUCUCCAGAGUGAGCUGGAAGCCCAGUGCCAGCGCCAGGAGCUGAUCAAUCAGCAGAUCCAGUCACUUAAACGUAGCUAUGGGGAGGCAAAGGAUGUAAUACGGCACCAUGAGGCAGAGAUCCAGAGCCUGCAAGCAAGACUCAGCAAUGCUGCUGCAGAGCUCUCCAUCAAGGAGCAGACUCUGGCCAAGCUGAAGAGUGACUUGAAAGCCGAGAAGAAGAAAGCUGAAGAGCAAAUGGAAGAGUGGCAACACAGUGAGACAGCCCUGAGUUCCCAGUUGAAAGCCAGUGAGCUGAAGCUCAAGAAAGCAGAAGCACUCCUGUUAGAAAAAACCCAAGAGCUGAGGGACCUUGAGACACAGCAGGCUUUACAGAGGGACUACCAAAAAGAAGUACAGCGGCUCCAGGAUCGGAUUGCGGAUCUCAGCCGGCAGUUGAGCGCCAGUGAGCAGUCUCGAAUGUCAAUGGAAGAGAAACUCCAGCGGAAUUAUGAGGCUUUGCUAGAAAGCUGUGAGAGAGAAAAACAGGUUUUGAUACAGAGUUUGAAGGAAGUGGAGGAUAAAGCCAGUGAAUAUGAAAAUCAGCUUCAGAAUAACGAGCAGCAGAUGGAAAUUUUGCAGAAAGAGAAGCUGACUGCCAAGUUCGAAAGCAGUGAAAUUGUCCACCAGCUGGAAGAGCAGCUGGAAAUGAAAGAAGCAAGUAUUCAGAAGCUUGUUGAGCACAUAAAGAGUCUUGAGGAAGAAAGGGAUCAGAUUAAGUGCCGGUUCCAGGAGCUAAUGAACCAAGUUGCUGAGUCAGACAAUGAAGUUGCGAAGCUGCAAGCCAAGCUCCAGCUGGAGGAGACCAACUAUCAUACUCUGGAACGUUCAUAUGAGGCUGUGUCAGGACAAUUUCAGAACUUGCAGAAGGUUCUGAAAGAAAAGGAGGAUGAGCUCAGAGUGGUGAGAGAAGUACACUUGAGAGUUGUUGUGAAGAAAGAUCAGGACUUAAGUGAACCACUAUUUAAAAAGACUGCCCCGAGUAGUAGGCUGGAAGAAGUGGAAAGAGGCAAGCCGGCCCAAGAAGAUGUGUUGAAAGCAUCAUCUGAUGAGACUUCAUUAUCAGCUGCUGUAACAGACACUGCCAAUUCUGGACAAGUUGUACAGCUAGUGGGAAAUGCACUUGCGCCCGACAGACUUCCAGUUUUAGACUGUACCCAUGGCAUGGAUGAUGAUGAAAGCUCCAGUAUCAGUCAGAUGCAGUCAUGUGAACAUCCAGUGAUGAAUAGAGAAGACUGUAAGUCUCCAUCCAAGUCUAUUGACUUUCAAGGGAAGGAGAUAUGUCAGAAUGACUCCUCAAAACCUGAUGCAGAAGUUCCUGGAGCAAAAAGGCAAAGGAUACGUUUCUCCAGCAUCCAGUGCCAAAAAUAUGUUCAUCCGGAUGGAUCAGAGAAGACAUGGACCAGCAGCACUUCCUCAGACACUAGUCAGGACAGGUCACUUUCUGAAGACAGUAUGUCAUCAGAACCAGCUCCCUGUUACCCAGUUUCAGGUGAUUCUGAAACUUACCUGUCUAUCAUUCACUCCCUGGAAACCAAACUUUAUAUCACAGAAGAGAAACUCAAGGAUGUAACAAUGAAACUUGAGAGCCAGCAUGGGCAUAACCAAGACACUCUCAUUGCACUUCACCACCAAUGGGCCAGCACAGAAACACAACUUAGGGAACAGCUUCAAGAUAGCUUAGCUCAAGUUAGUAUGCUAGUUUCACAGUUGGAAAGUGAGAAACAGGAAAAGCUGGAGCUUGCUGAGAAUCAGAUUCAUGAGCUAAGUGGACUCCACAGAAGAAACAAGCAAGCGUUAACAAGCUUAAAGAAAUGCAGAGAACAGCUGAGAAUUUUGCCCCAAUCAGAUAAGGAAAAAGAGAGAGAGAUGUAUUUUGAUGCCUUAUCCAGUAUGGAAAGUACUCUGUCUGAUGCGAUCCAGAUGUUAGAACAGACAUUUUCUUUGCCUGAAAGCCUAAGAGAAGAAAGGCUUGCAACUGAAACUGUGCAUACAGAAGGCAGCAUUUUGGAGAACACUUUACAGCAGCAGCAGGAAGUGGUGGUGGAGGAAGAACUUUCUAGACAAGACCAGUUGAAGUUGCUUUCAAGGAGGGUGGCUUUUGAAUCCUGCUUGAUCAACCAAAUAGCAGAAUCUUUAACAGAUGCAACCUCCAAGAUUUCUUUAGCCCUUAGAGAGAUCCAUGGUACUGUGGAUGCAGUCUUAUUAGAACCUUCAAAUAUUUCACAUACUGCUGUGGCCUUGGCUGAUAUCUUAUCUAAAAAGCUGGUGUUGGAAGACCAGUUUUGGAGCCAGGUAGAGGAGUUCAGAAAACAUCUAGGUGCCAGAGGAGAAGAAGGGAAGACUGAGAUAGAGACUCUGAGUUCAAAUGUCCCACGGUGCCUCAUUCCGUCAAUUGCAGACAGCACACUGAUUAAAGCAGAACUUGGUUUUGUUGCGCAGAAAAUGAGAGAGUCCUUUCAUCAGAGAUUAAAGACCAUUGAAGAAGAUCUCCACAAUACUAAAACAGCCCUUCAGCAACAUAAGUGUAUGCUGGAAGAAAUCACUAAAGCAUACCAAACUCCUGAUUUUGAUGCGAUUAUGCAUCAGAUUUCCAAGGCUCUUGAAAUCCAAGAGGGCACUUCAGAAAGAGUCCAUUCAGCCUGGGGUUCAAGCCUUCAUGACCCGACACCAGGAGCCCAAAGUUUACAGGAUCUGAGCAGUCAAGCUCUGGCAGCUGUUCAGGAUGAACUCGCCCAGCAGCUCAAAGACAGAGCAAAUGUUCUGAAAGAAAUAUCUACUGCUCUUCUGUCUCUGUCUCCUGAUGAUGCCCUGAAAGACUGCCACAAACUCCUAAAGGUUUCUUGUGGUACCCCUUACGAUAUGUGCAUGGGAGAUCUUCAGCGCUACUCAUCUUUGCUAGUUCAAGAUGCAGUUAUCCAAGCCCAGGUUUGUUAUGCAGCCUACAGAGCAAGAUUGGAGUAUGCUAAGGAAGCAACACUGUACAAGGAGUCUCUUCAGAAUGUGGAUGCUCUGUGUCAAGAGCGCAUAAGGGCAGUGACUGCCCUAAGAGAGGAAUAUGAAGAAUUGCUCCGAAAACAGCAGAAUGAAUAUGCUGAGAUGAUUGCUUUGCUUGAAAGAGAAAAUGCAGACCUCAAAGCCAAAGUAGAGAAGCUUGACAAUCAACGGAAGCUCCUGGAAGAGGAAGAGCAUAAGCAGAGCAAAAAACUAACAGAUCUUCAAGGCAGAUAUGAAAAUGAUAUGCAGAAUAUGGUUGAGCAACUGAACAGGACAAAAGACAUGCUGAAAGCUGAGCAAACAGAGGGACUCCACCAACUAGAUGCCCUUGUGCAAGAUAAGCAGAACUUGGAAAGGUACCAUCUUGAGCAAAUGAAAACUCUAGAAGAUGAAUUUCAAGUCAAGAUGAAAGAACUGCAAAUCCUUCAUAAUGAGGAGCUGCAAACCUUGCAGGAACACUACAACCAGGACCUUCGGUGCUUGCAAGAAUCUUUGGAUGAGUACCAGAAACAGCACCCAGAAACACUGUCCACAGCAGGAUCCAGAGCAGAAGAAUUGUGGAUUGCAGACGAGGUUGAUGGUGGAAUGCAAGUCUCAGACAGCGAGCUUAAUGCCAUGCACGGGUUGAAAGAACGCAUUCAAGAACUAGAAGCCCAAAUGAACAUCAUGAGAGAUGAACUGGAGCAUAAGCACCUUGAAGGGAAUGCAUCUACCCUGAGGGAGAAAUACCAGAAAGAUUUUGAGAAUCUUAAGGUUUAUUUUCAGUGCAUUUAAUCUUACUAAGUCAUGUGCAAACCC